AUGUCCCUCGACUCAAUGUAUUAUUAUAAAACAAAUGUCAAACAUUUAAAAAAUAAACGAAAAUGUCCACUUCAGUUCCACAAUUCCCCAACGCAGCUGUGCGCGGGCUUGGAGCAGCUCUUCGGCAACACCACCGUGGCCGACCUCGGGGCGGGCCUGGGCCACUACGGCAGGUGCUUCCUCCGCAGGUCAGAGGGCAUACUGAACCACCCCAACAAGGUGGAGAUUGAAAAUAUCAACAAAGAUUACACGAAUUUAAUGAAGCAUGCAGGACUCUCCGGUACCCCACAAGUCAUCAAUUCAUGGAACGGAUGGGAUGGAGCGGCGAACAUCGACGAGUUCACCAACGGGAGGAUAGCGUCAGCGGACCUCUCCAGCCCCGCGGCCCUCGGGGGUCCCUUCCACUGGGUGAUGAGCCUGGAGGUGGGAGAACACAUCCCAGAGUCCGGAGAGAAGAACUUCCUGGACAACCUGGUCAAGCACGCCUGCGUGGGAGUGGUGUUGUCGUGGGCUGUGCCGGGGCAAGGGGGACACUCCCACGUCAACUGCCGCUCCAACGACUACGUCAGGAAGGAGAUGGCCGCCAGGGGACUGGAGUCGGAUAAGCUCGCAGAGGUGAAGCUGCGGAAAAACGUCGACCAACUCACCUACUUCAUGAACACCCUCAUGGUCUUCAGGUACCCCAAGAAGAGGUGCUGAGGCCCCGUUCCGUCUCCUCCAACUCCUUUGAAUCUAAUAUAUUUGUAUGCGAAAAUAAAUUCCCAGACACCUGGCUUAUCAACUCUACUGAACUUCGAAGGGUGAAAAGGCCUCAGUAAUAUUCCGUUUGACUGAAGUUUGACUACUACUCCAAGGUUCCAUACUGUCCUUUUAAAUGCAUAAAAAGUUCAAUAAGGCUACUCAACUAGCCUUUCAAGCUACCGAAGACAAACUAACAAUUUAAAACAAAAUAAACAAAAAAAUCUCAAAACUACUUAUAAACUGUCCUUACUGUCCUAACAGUUAUGACCUGAAGUGACCUAAAAUGUUAUGCAUCAGCCCAGUCAACACGUUUAUGGUAAAUAGGUAAACUUAGUUUACAAUAGCCGCUGAAGAUUAACAAUUCCACCUUCUCAUUUGCCAAAUUUGCAUCAACAUAUAAUCGGAUCCUACAAAUGUCAUGGAAAUUCAAUUACGAUAAUUACAAAUUGGCAAAUACUUUCAGAGGUUUGAUUGACAAAAAACUGACACUAAGAAGUGCACAAGUUUGGAAUUUUGCACAGACUCACCAGUGCACAGACAUAGAUUCACACACUCAGACAGAUUUACAAAACAUGGCCAUACAGGAGUUUCGAGAAGAUUUAAUUCCUGUUUCGCACUUCAUCAAAUCUUGCACUUGCAUGUUUCUAAAAACUUAUUUUAAAAAUAUUCCCAAUUAAACUCAUGAUUAGUAUUUUCCAGAUUAACUAUUAAAUUGCACUAUGGAACUCUGGUAUGUCAGCAUCACCUAUUGCUUACUGCACGAAGAUGAGAAGGGAUAUGCAAAUUUGAAAAAUAUAAAAUUUUUAUAAGUUUAUAUGUAAAAUUGAGAAGUAAAUAUGCGAAGAUUUAAAGUAAAUAUGGGAAGCAGAGGAAUAUGUAUAAGAAGUGGAAACAAGGGUGUACCAGUGGACACGGCAGUUAUGCAAGGAUGCUUAUUUUCAAUUUACAGUAUGUACAAAUAUAUUUUUUAGGUACAACACUGGGGUGUUUCAAUGUAUUUAAUAUCAACUGCGUACAAAAACUACUUUAUCAUCUUCCAGAAACGUGUUCAAUCCAUAACAAAAAUUAAAAUAUUGUUACUCGAUCGUAAGGAAAUUAGACGAUUAAGUCAUUCAACACUUAACGCAGUGUCUCUCUUUGUUUGAUUUAUCACUUGUUCUAAGUACUUUAUAUUAUUUGUUAAAAAAAAUAAAAAAUACUUUUGCAUAUACCGCGAACCCAUUUCCGUGUGUGUGUUAAUGCCGAAGUGUUUAUGCCUAGUGUUCACUUGGGGCGUCCAAGAGCUGUUUGGAGUUGUGUUAAACCCAACAAUUACAUUCUGGUUAUGACAAUAAAUAUACUUU
This is a messenger RNA of Procambarus clarkii (red swamp crayfish), 2084 nucleotides long. NCBI's taxonomy places the organism in Eukaryota, Metazoa, Arthropoda, Malacostraca, Decapoda, Cambaridae. The record is from RefSeq and is a predicted model, not a curated record.